AUGGGUCAGGAGAUAUCUGAGCUCAACAAGCCGCCGGUGGCUACUGAUGAGCCCGCUUCACUCAGCGGCCUAACGCCCUUGGAUUUCCCAUCCUCACAAGAUUACACGUCUCAGGGUUUGUCACUGGGUCACCGUCCACCGCCAACUGAUGAAGGCGGCGGCGACGACCGCGGAGAUGGUGACGGUGGUGGUGAUGGCAAUUUCCAUGGUGGGCUGGUCAUACCAGAACAAGCGUCAUUCGAUAUGGGUUACUCGUCAUCGAUGAAUCACGAGCGGUCUUCAGAGCUAGGUGGUGGUGGUGGUGCCGGUCCCAGUGUCAUGCCACACUCUCAAGAAGAACAACUACAGCAAAUCCUGCUAAGGCAUCAAGGACAGGUUCAACGUCCUCAGAGAGGAGGUGCUCAGAGGCAACAACAGCAACAACUACUCCAACAACAACAGCAACAGCAACAAGCAGCACAGGCAGUGCAUCAGCUGCUACUGCAACUGAAUCAACAAUCUCAGCAGUCCACUCGAAGAGGUGUUUCAACUCGCCCUGCCAACGAUAGAGGCUUCAACAUCACAUCGUCCCGUUACAGUUCAAUCCCAAGUCCUAACGUUGGUCAAGCUACUGAUAUAAAGAUCAAUCGACUUAGUGAGGAGGAAGUGACGAAGAUCGUUGAAACCGAGGGCUAUAAGGAUAUCAAUAUUUACGAUACGAGUGUGCCUGCUGAGUUGAAGAAGGUGUUGGCUGGUCUACACAGCGAUGGGAGGGGCAGCGGCCUCGGUGAACUAGAGUUCAAAAGCACUAGACUGUCGCCCAAUGCUGCUGAGUUUGUCCCCGGUAAGCCCCUUGGAAGUAGUAGCACUCUGACCACAACACGCCAGCCGCAAUCUGUCUCUACCACUGCCAGUUUCACACAGGCAGCAACAAGCGGUUAUGACCGUGGUCAGUUUCAGGAACAGAACUUUUUGCAGGCUCUUUACGAGUAUGGCCUCAUAAAAUGA
This is a messenger RNA of Perkinsus marinus ATCC 50983, 987 nucleotides long. RefSeq lists its product as hypothetical. The transcript has a single exon. Lineage: Eukaryota; Perkinsozoa; Perkinsida; Perkinsidae. The record is from RefSeq and is a predicted model, not a curated record. Bases 1 to 987 code for a protein of 328 amino acids.